AUGCGGGAAAGCUCAUCAGACUUGCAAGGAUGCAUUGUCGUGGAGAGUAAAGAAAGGCGGGGGAGCAUGGCAAACUCAGACAGCCACUGUCACUCCAGGAGGGGGGGCGGGUUAGAGGGUGUGGUUGCCCUGGGUGAAGGCGGGUGUGGACAGUGUGGGGACGACCGUCGAUGUCCUGCCCGAAUGGGGAAGACCGUGGUCACCAGGCACUUAAACCUGGAGACAAAGAGGGCGGGCGUACAGAGAGCAUUCCACACAGGACACGAGAGGAGGGAAAAGAAGAUGCGCUUUCACCCCCGUCAGCUUAUCAUGCAGCCAAACAGGGUGAAGAGCAGCAGUUCUGCCAAUGCUCACAUGGAGGGCAUAGACCCGUCGUAUCAAGUCGGAACUCUCGAGAAACGACGCUGCGCUAUGCAUGCGGCCGCUAAGAGCAGGGUCGCUGGAGGUUCAGUACAUGCUCCAUACAGGAAGAGGAAGAGUGACUGGAUCCAUGGCGGGCCUCCAUCAUGCCAACGGGGAAAUCUUAGGCGGCGCAGCACGAGCAACCGACAGCGGCGGUUGGACAUCUCUGUGUUUCAGGAUAGCGGCGGUUGGACGCCCAUCAUCUGGGCGGCAGAACACCGACAUAUAGACGUGAUCAGAGCUCUGCUCAACAGAGGAGCCGACGUCACGCUCAGAGACAAAGAGAUGAAUGUUUGUCUGCACUGGGCGUCGUUCUCGGGCUGCGCUGAGAUAGCGGAGCUGGUCCUGAACGCCGGCUGUCCUCUGACGUCCAUCAACCAGCACGGAGACACGCCGCUGCACAUCGCCGCUCGCGAGGGCUACAUCGACUGCGUCACGCUGUUCCUUUCUCGUGGUGCUGACAUCGACAUCAUGAAUAAGGAGGGCGACACGCCGCUCUCUCUCGCCCGCUGUGACACGCCCGUCUGGGUGGCGCUACAGAUUAACAGGAAGUUGCGUAGAGGAAUCUCCAAUCGCAUUGUACGGACAGAGAGGAUCAUAUGCAGUGACGUGGCUCAGGGUUAUGAGAACGUUCCCAUCCCGUGUGUUAACGGCGUGGAUGAUGAAGGCUGUCCGUCUGACUACAAAUACAUCGCAGAGAACUGUGAAACAUCCACCAUGAACAUCGACCGCAACAUCACACACCUGCAGGUGCCACUCCAUACACAAAACACACACCUCACACAACACUCAGCAGCCUUGGGGUCGGUUCGAUUUUUAAUGCAAGGCUGCAUUUAUUUGUUCAAAAAUUCUAUAAAAUCAGUAAUCUUUUGAAAUAUUAUUACCAUUUAAAAUAGCUGUU
Messenger RNA from Cyprinus carpio (common carp), 1303 nucleotides. RefSeq names its product histone-lysine N-methyltransferase EHMT2-like. NCBI's taxonomy places the organism in Eukaryota, Metazoa, Chordata, Actinopteri, Cypriniformes, Cyprinidae. The coding region runs from base 1 to 1275 and encodes 424 amino acids. The transcript has 9 exons. Gene Ontology annotation, cellular component: nucleus. The record is from RefSeq and is a predicted model, not a curated record. Gene Ontology annotation, molecular function: protein-lysine N-methyltransferase activity; histone methyltransferase activity; p53 binding.